Vespa velutina is the source of this 1673-nucleotide messenger RNA. RefSeq names its product F-box only protein 22-like. Gene Ontology annotation, molecular function: protein binding. Lineage: Eukaryota; Metazoa; Arthropoda; Insecta; Hymenoptera; Vespidae. The transcript has 5 exons. Gene Ontology annotation, biological process: positive regulation of proteasomal ubiquitin-dependent protein catabolic process; protein polyubiquitination. The record is from RefSeq and is a predicted model, not a curated record. The coding region runs from base 400 to 1551 and encodes 383 amino acids.
AUGUAACACGUAUCUACAAAAUCUUUUACAGAUUAUUCAUGUUUGUAUAAUUUACAGUUUUCGACAAGAAAUAACUAAUAAACGAAUGUUGAAUUUAAUUAAGUAGUGAACCAUCUACUUGGAAAUCGGCCUUAAGAUUGCGUCUGUCCCUGGAAUGUUUGUGAUACACCGUAGAAUAAUAAAUAUCGCUUUUCGUAAAAUUUAUUUGUUUGACAUAAGGUUUACAUCAAAACUAUACAAGUUUGAUUUAUAUUCAUUUGUUUAUAAUAUACAUUCAUGAAAUUAAUCAUACUUUGACAAGCAAUUAAAAUUAUAUCGUUUGAUAUAAUAUUGUUUAUAAUAUUUGUUUGAUUAAUCAAGAUUGAAAUAAAUAUAUUUUUAUAUUGAAUAUCAUUGUGAAUGGAGCAAUUACGUAAAAGGACUCAUGUUGGAAGAAGUAAAGAAAAAAAUGAAGAUGAAAAUACUAAGGAUCAUAAAAACAUUUUCAAAUCAUGGCAAAAGUUAACCUACGACGUAUUGUGUAUUAUUUUUAAAUAUUUAAAUGGUUUGGAUUUGUCUAAUGCGUCACAGGUUUGCAGAUCUUGGUUGGAAGUGGCAAAUAGUGAAAAAAGAACGAGAGGUCCGUCGUGCAUUAUAAAAAAUAAAAGAAAAUCGAGAUAUAUGGUUUUUACUUGGGAACGCUUAAAACAAGAAAUUAUAGAAUGUUCAACAGUUAAACCUAGUUUAACUGUUUUUUUUACUGUUGGAAGUGAAGAUCCACUUUCAGAAAGAUGCCAUUGUGAUAAUUUACCAUCUAAUUGUGAUUCGAUAUCAUUGAACACCUACGGCGUUGUAAUAAAUAAUACAGAAUCCGAAGAAGACAGUCACAACAUUGUAUCCAUGUUUUUUCCGGAAGUACCUAAUAUAAAAAUUUCAACGAUUACUUUUAAUGCGUACGAUUGGAAGAACUUGAAAGAAACAUAUUGCAAUCAGUUAAAAAAUGAAUUUGAGACACCCUUCAAUAACGAUUGUCGUAAAACCAGUUGUUUGAUCUUAUUGUGCGAUUGGAGUGGUCGUUCUAUAGCACUAAGUCUAUUGAAAUCAUCCAAAAAUUGGUUACCGAACAAAAGAGCUUCUAUAUGGGGUGGGAUUGCUAAAAAUUUAUCAGUUUGUACUUCUAUAAAUAAUGCACGUGUAUGUAAAAACAGUGCGAAUUGCGUUGCCAUUAUAAUAAAUGGUAUACAAAUGCGAAUAUGUUCUAUACUUUUGGAUGCAAAUUGUAAUACUAAAGAAAGGGUUGAAGAUAAAUUAAGGACUUUUAAAGACAGUGUACAAUUGAAAAAACAUUCUAUAGGAUUCAUGUUCGCUUGUUGUGUACGUGGUACGAAUACAUUUAAGGAACGUAAUGUAGAAUCAACUAUAUUUAAAGGAUUUUUUCCAAGAGUGCCAUUAGUUGGAUGUUUUGGCGAUGGAGAGUUUGGAAAAAAACUUAUAAAUGAAACGUGUAGAAAAAAACGUAUCAAAUGGUAUAACUCUGAGUCUACAGCAUUCAUGAUACUCACAUAUAAUUAAAUACAUAAUGGAAAUGGUGAUUGAUGUUAUUAUUAAGCAUAUAUAUAUAUAACUCUUGUCGAUAUUUGAACGAAAUGUACAUAGAGCAUUUUAAUAAUAAAAUAUGUGAAAAGAGAAAGAAA